Messenger RNA from Morchella sextelata, 249 nucleotides. RefSeq lists its product as uncharacterized. The transcript has 5 exons. The record is from RefSeq and is a predicted model, not a curated record. The coding region runs from base 1 to 249 and encodes 82 amino acids. Lineage: Eukaryota; Fungi; Ascomycota; Pezizomycetes; Pezizales; Morchellaceae.
AUGGCUAACUCCAGCCAUGAUAUCAGCCGCGAUACAGAUAGUCAAGAAAAUAAGCGUUUCGGAAACAGGUAUUACUACGUUAGCUAUGAAGCAAUCAAGCGUGCCUCGGCAACCCAUCUAUUAUUCCCUGCAGCUAGUUGUUACCCGAGAUUAUUACCAAGAAUUUCUAAUUGGGGGGAGCCUUAUUAUCUAGAUGAACGAACGACUCUUUAUUCAAUUCCCAUAACCAAAAUCUCCUCCGUUCUCUAG